This is a messenger RNA of Notolabrus celidotus (New Zealand spotty), 982 nucleotides long. RefSeq names its product high choriolytic enzyme 1-like. Gene Ontology annotation, biological process: proteolysis. The record is from RefSeq and is a predicted model, not a curated record. Lineage: Eukaryota; Metazoa; Chordata; Actinopteri; Labriformes; Labridae. Gene Ontology annotation, molecular function: metalloendopeptidase activity; zinc ion binding. Bases 59 to 856 code for a protein of 265 amino acids. The transcript is spliced from 10 exons.
AACCCUGGAGGGAACCCUAGCUGCACAAGUCCACACAGAGGAUCCAAGGUCUGCUGAGAUGACGUCUGUUUUCAGGUUCUCCGCUCUGGCUCUGCUGCUGUUGUCUGCCUGCUGUUGGGCUGACAAUGAGCAAGAACAGGACUCAGAUCUUUCUGUGUCUGAACUUCUGGAGAGAGCUAACAAGAACCUGAUCCGCUCUGUUGAUGAACCCAUCCUGAUCGAAGGAGACAUCGCCAUCGACUCAGAGGCCGAGAGGAACGCUGACCCCUGCACCAGCCGCGGCUGCACAUGGGGCAAGUGGACCGAUGGGAAGGUCUACAUCCCUUAUUACAUCACCAACCACUUCUCCUCUCGUGAGGCCGCCAUCAUCACCCGUGGACUGGAGUCCUUCUCUUCCUUCUCCUGCAUCCGCUUCAGGCCCACCAGAAGCAGCGACCGCGACUGGCUGAGCAUCGAGUCCCAGAACGGAUGUUACUCCUACGUUGGACGUCGUGGUGGAAAGCAGGUGGUGUCUCUGGCUCGUAGCGGUUGUCUGUACCACGGCACCGUUCAGCACGAGCUGCUCCACGCUCUGGGAUUCAACCAUGAGCAGACCCGCUCUGACAGAGACAACCACAUCAGAGUCCUGCUGCAGAAUGUUCAGUCUGGGAUGGAGCACAACUUCAGGAAGAUUGCUACUCUGAACCAGGGAACUAGCUACGACUACAACUCUGUCAUGCAGUACCACAAGUACGCCUUCUCCAAGAACAACCAGCCCACCAUGCUCCCCAUCCCUAACUCCAACGUGUCCUUUGGUAACGCUAAGGAGAUGAGUCGCACUGACAUCGCCAGGCUUAACACCCUCUACAAGUGCUAAGAAUCCAGAGUCCUGACUGAAGGAUCAGAGGAAAAAUCUGCAUUUUUUUACCACUGAAACUGCAGACCUGAACUCAUCAGAGAAACAAUUUUUAGUCAUAAAAUAAAGAAAACUCUGACUAAAACA